Molecule: messenger RNA, 219 nt
Organism: Cryphonectria parasitica EP155
Lineage: Eukaryota; Fungi; Ascomycota; Sordariomycetes; Diaporthales; Cryphonectriaceae
Exons: 1
Coding region: 1-219 (72 amino acids)
Molecular function (GO): protein binding
Source: RefSeq, a predicted model, not a curated record
AUGUUGUUUGAUACACAUAAGCCCAUCAUUGAUCGAUUUGGAAGGUACCCAUAUCGGAAUGGCACCCUUGCGCGGGCGUCUACGCCCGAGGAGGUGGAAUGGCUGGAGCAGGUUGGUCAUUAUGGGGAGACGCCGUCUGAGGUUGCGAGACAGGUGAAGAGGGAUGUUGAGAGGGGCAUCUGGCAGCCACUAGGUGAAGGCAAGAUUGAGGACGAGUGA